Messenger RNA from Drosophila mauritiana, 2310 nucleotides. RefSeq names its product mitoferrin (gene mfrn). The transcript is spliced from 6 exons. Gene Ontology annotation, biological process: iron import into the mitochondrion. Gene Ontology annotation, molecular function: ferrous iron transmembrane transporter activity. The record is from RefSeq and is a predicted model, not a curated record. Bases 1 to 1140 code for a protein of 379 amino acids. NCBI's taxonomy places the organism in Eukaryota, Metazoa, Arthropoda, Insecta, Diptera, Drosophilidae. Gene Ontology annotation, cellular component: mitochondrial membrane.
AUGAACAUCGACGACUACGAAUCGUUGCCCACCACCAGUGUGGGUGUCAAUAUGACGGCGGGCGCAAUUGCGGGCGUGCUGGAGCAUGUGGUCAUGUAUCCGCUGGACUCCGUCAAGACGCGAAUGCAGAGUCUUUCACCGCCCACACAAAACAUGAACAUAGUGUCAACCCUUCGGAACAUGAUCACGCGUGAGGGCCUGUUGAGACCCAUUCGGGGAGCCAGCGCCGUGGUGCUGGGUGCUGGACCAGCGCACUCGCUAUACUUUGCCGCCUACGAGAUGACCAAGGAGCUCACGGCCAAGUUCACAUCGGUGAGAAACCUCAACUACGUGAUUUCGGGAGCGGUGGCCACCCUCAUACACGACGCCAUUUCUAGUCCCACGGAUGUGAUCAAGCAGCGGAUGCAGAUGUACAACUCGCCCUACACAUCGGUGGUAUCUUGCGUGCGGGAUAUCUACAAGAGGGAGGGCUUCAAGGCCUUCUACCGGGCAUACGGCACGCAGCUGGUCAUGAACCUACCAUAUCAGACAAUACAUUUUACCACAUACGAGUUUUUCCAGAACAAAUUGAAUCUGGAACGGAAAUACAAUCCACCUGUGCACAUGGCAGCGGGUGCAGCAGCCGGUGCGUGUGCGGCGGCUGUAACCACGCCCCUGGACGUGAUCAAGACGCUACUGAAUACUCAGGAGACUGGACUGACGCGCGGCAUGAUCGAGGCCAGUCGAAAGAUCUACCACAUGGCCGGUCCAUUGGGCUUCUUUAGGGGCACGACUGCCCGCGUUCUGUACUCCAUGCCCGCCACGGCCAUCUGCUGGUCGACGUACGAGUUCUUCAAGUUCUACCUGUGCGGCCUGGACGCUGAUCAGUACAAAUCGUCAAUUACGGGCAGCUCGGAGCCCCGCAAAGCGGACUACGUGCUGCCAAGGACUACGGAUGAGGAGCAGAUCGAUCAGGAGCGCGAGGCGGCGAAGGAGAAGGACACCACGGCCACCCUGCACUCUGCUCCGACCUCGGUCAAUGCCUCCGGUGCCAUCAAGACGGUGUGCGAGCUGUCGACGCGGCCCGCCGGGCCAACAAUCAAUCUGCACACGCGGCACACGGACGUGAAGAGUCCCUACGAGAGGGGCUUCAGCACGUAGGCGUCGCCGGUGGGCGUGGCCGCGAGCGGGGCCCGCGUUCGAAACGUUUGCAGCAGCAGCGACAGCUAAACCUAAGCGUAGCUAUUAGUUGGCGGUAGGGAAUGGGAUGAUGGCUGGAGUGGAUCCAGGGCAGCGGCCACAUGGGCAGGCGGGGGCGACACGGUGUUCGAAACGCCUGCCGUUCCGCCAAACCACCGCCUGGUCACUGCUCCACUACCGGCCCGCCCGGACCCAGCUGCUUGUAUGAAUACUCUGCGAGGAGUCGGUGAGAGUGUUUUAUCACUCCAUAGUCGGAGGUUAAAUCGUAGUUGUUGUUCUGCACAAAACUCUCGCUCUCACACACAACACGCAAACACACACACCCCACACCUACACCUACACCUACACACACUAUGACAGUUUUAGGCAAAGUGCGAAAUUCUUGUUAAAAGUAUAUGCUAAUGAUGAUACUGUAUCUAUGUUACUUCGAAAUGAGAGAACCUUCUUGUAAAAUACUAUUACCUAUGUAUUACAAUCUUUGAUUUACAACAUUUAUAUAUACAUUUUUUUUAAACAAUUUUCAAAUGAUAUACGCAUAUACACACAUAUAUUUAUGUUGAUCGUUGUAAAGUAAUCAAGAGCAAAAAUGUAAAGCACACGCGCGCGCGGAUGAAGGAAAUUCAAUAAUUUGUAAUCAAAUUACACCCGAAAUCUUCAAACUGAGAUGUUACAAAAUAUAAGGAACAGCAGCAGAUACAGCAGAUACAGCUCCCAGAGAACUACGUCUCCCCAUAAUCUACACCCGGUACUAUAACUAGCCAGCCCCAUGUAGAGCCGUAGCCUAGCUAUGUCCAUUGUCCUUGCUCCACGCACUCGACUGUUUCGAUCCAUCAUCACACAUUAUCCUCGUCUCAGUGCUAGGGUUCCACAUCCUUGAGUAGCAGACGCAGUUGAGUGCCGGGGAUCGAGGCUAGUGGAUCGCCCAGAAUAUACAAUAAUGCAUCAUAUUACGUACACUGUUAUUUUUGUUUAUAUAUAUGCAUAAUAUAUAUGGAUAUGCUGCACCGGCGAUUAUUAAACUUUAAGGUGUAGCGCUAAAUUACAAUUUUAUUGUUAAAGAAUUCAAACGAAAAAACAAGCGGAAGCAAAACCAUUGGCAAGCGAAACGGCCCAUUAAACGGAUGAAAGAAA